AUGCUCCAGUGCUUGCCUUGUUUCUUUUCAUUCCCUUUUUCUAAAAAAAAUUUGGCAAGAAGAAAAAAAAAUAAGAGUUAAUUUUUUUUUGUGUACUCUAAGAGAAAAACAGAAAAAUACUAAAUAUUAUGCAAUACAUCCCCGGCAACGGCGCCAAAAUUUGAUGUGACUUAGUCGUUGUAUAUUAAAUCACGCAAAUAUAAAAUUUAUAAAACUAGAAAAUACGAAUUUUCGGAUAUUUAGAAGUAUUUCUGAACAAAUAUAUCAAUUAUAUUUCAAUAAAACUUCCAAACAUAGCGAUAAUUUUCUAGGUCAAUCACAGGGAUGUAAUAUAAUAUCUGAUAAUUAUUCAGAAUUUUCCUCAGAGAAUACUAUUUUAUAUGAAUUUUAUACUAAGAAAUAAAAAGAAAAUAUAUUUAAAAUUCACGAAAAAAGGAAAUAAGGAUGCAGACGUCAGGAUGACGUCAGCACUUGGCGAAUGCAAAUUGGGCAGAAAUAGAGUUCCGCCUGGCGAUUCUUACGUAAGUGAUUACAGACGAUUUAAUUAAUCAAAUUAAGAUCUGUAAAAGCCAGAAGAAUCGUAAUAGAAUAAAGUAUAUUUUAGUAAAUUAAAAUCAGAAAAGUUAUCACUAAAUGAAGCGUAAAGUAAGUUGAAAGCAAGAAAAUAGAGUUCCAACGUUGCGUCGGCGAUGCACUGGAAUCCUGAGCGUUCGGGAGGAUCAUCGUGCAGUGUCCACAGCCUCGAAGGCUCUCCUUGGACAAGGACGACGUGGGCAAUCUCUAGAUCUUCUCGCGAAGUCUAGAGAUUAAUGAAAUGGGUCGUCGAAUCGUCUCCGGCGGCUGUCACCCGGCGGAGCAGAAAAACGGCGACUUCGCGGCUCUCCGGCGGCUGUCACCCGACGGAGAGGAGUUGGAUGGAGGUGGGCCGCGCAUCAGGGAGCUUCAUCCUCAGGUCCGCGCAGCAAGAGGAGGCUCUUUAUCGCAUCUGGUAUGCUCUUAGGAGGUGGCGACUCGUCUCCCGGCGGAUCGUCCUCUUCCUGACGACGGCUUGUUCGUCGAUCAAUCGGAGAUGA
Messenger RNA from Spirodela intermedia, 1073 nucleotides. NCBI's taxonomy places the organism in Eukaryota, Viridiplantae, Streptophyta, Magnoliopsida, Alismatales, Araceae. The record is from the annotation of a GenBank genome assembly.